Molecule: messenger RNA, 765 nt
Organism: Ilyonectria robusta
Lineage: Eukaryota; Fungi; Ascomycota; Sordariomycetes; Hypocreales; Nectriaceae
Product: RmlC-like cupin domain-containing protein
Exons: 3
Coding region: 1-765 (254 amino acids)
Source: RefSeq, a predicted model, not a curated record
AUGCCCGAAUUAAGGGGAAUCAGCAAAAUCUUCCCUGCAAUAGAACAGGCAGAGGGCGCUGGCGCUCGAGUUCGGCGGUCUAUCGGCAGCAUGCGCAUGCGAAACUUCUCGCCCUUUCUCAUGCUCGACCACAUGAACGAGAACAAUAGCGCAGGCUUCCCGGAUCAUCCUCACCGAGGCCAAGAGACGGUAACAUAUAUCCUUAAGGGAUCCGCUGAGCAUAAAGACUUUCUUGGGAAUAAGGGUAUUCUCUAUGCUGGCGAUCUGCAAUUUAUAAUGGCAGGAAGAGUUGACCUCCCAAAGCAUCUGAAAAUGUGUGAACCGAGAUACCGAGAUCUGAGAGCCCGAGAAAUCCCAAUUGCACAUCUCGAUAACGGCAGGAUACUAGUCAAGAUUAUUUCGGGCACAUCCGGUAACGUCAAUAGCAUCAAAGACUUAGCAUACACCCCGGUUUGGUAUCUAGACGUCGAGAUCCAACCUGGUAGUGUACUCGUUCAGCCUGUUGAGGCAUAUAACACAGUCCUUUUCAAAACCAAAGGGGAGGCUAUUAGCAUCCAGGUUCCUGAAAAUACACCUAGCAAUACCCGCCUCCUUCUUAUCGCAGGCCAGAUAUUGGAUCAACCAGUUGUUCAACAUAGACCCUUUGUAUUAACUAGCACUGAGGGAGUCCAGCAAGCUUUUGAGGAUUUCUACAGUAGCAAGAACGGAUUCGAAAGGGCUAAGGGAUGGCAGAGUGAGAAUAUGAGGCGGAGAAUGAGUAUUUGA